Molecule: messenger RNA, 761 nt
Organism: Lycium ferocissimum
Lineage: Eukaryota; Viridiplantae; Streptophyta; Magnoliopsida; Solanales; Solanaceae
Exons: 4
Coding region: 76-546 (156 amino acids)
Cellular component (GO): endoplasmic reticulum lumen
Molecular function (GO): oxidoreductase activity
Source: RefSeq, a predicted model, not a curated record
AAUCGUCCUCAUAGAUAGAUAGAUAGAUAGAUAGAUCAUAGACUCCAUCCGCAAAGUGAAAAGAGAGAGUGAAAGAUGGGUGUGAUGCAGGUAGCAUUGAUAUGCUUCCUUAUUGGGAGUCUGGGGGCAAAUGCUGAGCAAUUAAGCAGGAAUGUGUGUGAAGAUCUGGGGUUUACGGGUCUAGCUUUAUGCUCCGAUUGUACUACUCUUUCUGACUAUGUCAAAGAUCAAGAGUUGGUGUCUGAAUGUUUGAGCUGUUGUACAGAAGACUCUGAAGAUGCCAUGAGUAAGGUUGUUUAUUCUGGAGCAGUUCUGGAAGUCUGCAUGAGAAAGCUGGUUUUCUAUCCUGAAGUCGUUGGGUUCAUUGAAGAAGAUAAGGAUAAAUUCCCUUUCGUAAAAGUUCAAUAUGCAUUUAAUUCUCCACCAAAGUUGAUCAUGUUGGAUGAACAUGGAGAGCACAAGGAAACCAUUAGAAUUGAUAACUGGAAACGCGAGCACAUAUUGCAGUUCUUGAAAGAGAAGGUUAAACCAUCAUCAGAUAUCUAAUGUGGCUGGCAUUCUAGUCCCGUUUUGAUCUAGAGCAGUGUUGUGUGGGCUUUUCUUCAACCUGCAUCUGAUUUCAGAAAAACUCCAAGUCCCGGAGAUCGUUCUUAUGAGACAUGAAAUUAAUAGCAACCAACAAGUUUGAAGGCUAUUCAUUUACAAAAAAUGCACUGAAUUUUGUGCUUUUACGUGCUUGACUUGAUCAUUUGAUUUCGACA